Messenger RNA from Mustela lutreola (European mink), 2966 nucleotides. It is a transcript of the gene RAB7B, whose product is annotated as RAB7B, member RAS oncogene family. The coding region runs from base 317 to 919 and encodes 200 amino acids. Gene Ontology annotation, cellular component: phagocytic vesicle; late endosome; lysosome. The record is from RefSeq and is a predicted model, not a curated record. Gene Ontology annotation, molecular function: GTP binding; GTPase activity. Lineage: Eukaryota; Metazoa; Chordata; Mammalia; Carnivora; Mustelidae. Gene Ontology annotation, biological process: phagosome-lysosome fusion; endosome to lysosome transport. The transcript has 6 exons.
CCACCCCACCCCCUCCACCCACGCAGCUGAGCUCACCCGGGGCGGCCUCUUUUGCAACUUUACCAAGUCUGUGCGUGAGAGGGAGAGGAGGAAAACAGAAGGAAGUCGCUUGGCUUCAACAAGCCAUUCUGAUCCAAAGCCUUUUUCCUCUGAACCGGCCGAGAUCUUUGCUCUAAGAGGAGACCCCCGGACUCAGAGAGAACGCCGCCUGCCCUCGGAGGCCAGAUGCUAAGCAGCCACAGCUGUGAGCGCCCUGGAAGUUCUUUUCGGUUCUUCUGUCUGUCCCAGCAACCCCCAGAGGCUCUGACAUCCCUCCAUGAAUCCCCGGAAGAAGGUGGACCUGAAGCUCAUCAUCAUCGGAGCCCUGGGUGUAGGAAAGACUUCCCUCCUCCACCAGUAUGUGCACAAGACAUUUUAUGAGGACUACCAGACCACGCUGGGGGCCAGCAUCCUCUCCAAGAUUAUCAUCCUGGACGACACAACUUUGAAGCUGCAGAUCUGGGACACAGGCGGACAGGAGCGGUUUCGCUCCAUGGUGUCCACAUUCUACAAAGGCUCCGACGGCUGCAUCCUGGCUUUCGAUGUCACCGACCUAGAGUCCUUUGAAGCGCUGGAUACCUGGCGGGGUGAUGUUCUGGCCAAAACUAUUCCAAUGGAGCCCUCCUACCCCAUGGUGGUACUGGGAAACAAGAUUGAUCUUGCAGACCGGCAGGUGCCCCAGGAGGUAGCCCAAGGCUGGUGUAAAGAGAAGGAUAUCCCCUACUUUGAAGUCAGUGCCAAGAAUGACAUCAAUGUGGUGCAAGCCUUCGAGAUGCUGGCCAGCCGGGCUCUGUCCAGGUAUCGCAGCAUCUUAGAGAACUACCUCACAGACUCCAUCAAGCUCUCACCAGAAGACCAGUCCAGGAGUAGAUGUUGCUGAUCCUUCAGACUCCCGCCCUGGUGCUCAGACGAAGCCUGCUUGGGACCUGGGCAUCCCGGCCCCCGCCAGCCGCCCCCCGCCCCCCCGCCGCACCUGCUCGAGCCCAGCCCCAGCAACCCAGGCUCUGCGGCUGGAGCCCCCAAUCCCCUCGCAUCUGUGCCGGGCCCAGAUCAGAGUGCAGCCCCCACCUCAGGCUGAGUGCAGUGAGGACACAGCUGGGCCCUCAGGGGCCCCCAUGGAACCCAGAAUGUCACAGCCCAAUCUGGACCCCGGAGGAGUCACCGAUCCCUCGCUGGCUCCAGCCUUCCUGCUUCCCGCCCUCCCCAACACAGUCGUGCUGCAGAAGACGCAGCUCUGCGGGCAGAUGGGCCGUGGUCUCCGGAGUCCUGUUCUACGCUCUUGUGAGCUGGCCUUCUUCGUCCAGGCCACCACACACCCGCAAAACCACAGGACAGCUUGGGAUCAGGCCGCAGCUCAGGGUCCCUUGGUCACCAGGCCAGGAGAGAGGGCCUGCUUCAACCCUUGGUGGCCAUGGUCCAGGCCUGGAACAUCGCUCUGUCCCCCCCAGGGUAUGGAGCCCAGGAAAAUGCACCAAGGAUUGGCUCAUUCCUCUCUGCCGGAAGCUCAGACGACUCCUAUAAAUCUCUCUCAGCCUCGGCUUGCUGGUUGGCCCAGUGGGAGUGGUGUGUUUCCCGCCCACCUCAGGGUGUGCUUUCGAGGACCUGAAGGUCAGCUUAAAUCUCAGUUGCUCUCGUUGGUACGCAUUUAUUUAUUCCUUCAGUGAGUAUCAUUGAGUAUCUCUGAGGUACAAUGCACGGAGGUCCAGUGACAAAUGAAACCGACAGGGACCCUGCUCUCCGGAAGCCCACGUUCUGAUAAGGGAGAGAAGUCACAGGCACAGAAUUGAAACCUAUUCUCAAAUAGUAGAUACGCGCUUGAACAAAGCAUACAAGGAAAUGGGGUAGAAAGAAACAGGAAUGGCAGUUGCUGCUGUUUCAGACAAAAUGGUCCAGGAAGGCUUCCCUGAGGAGGCAUCAUUUGGCAUAAGGACUAGAGAAUGCACAGGAGACUGGCACUGGAGAUCUAGACAAAGAGCAUUUUAGGGAGAGGAGGUAGCAAGAGCCAAGGCCCUGAGGUGAGGACAGGCUUGCUGUGGUCCAGCAACAGUGCAAGGACAGUCAUUUACCUGAAGACUCAAAGCUGCUGCUGUCCCAGAGACAAGCAAAGGGGACCCCGCACCCCCACAGCGGCUCCUUGAGCCGCCACUGAUUGGCCACCAGAGGGCAGCCGUGCUCCUUGCAGGCUGAGUGGCUGACGGCCACCGCCUGACACUUGAAGCAAGGGCUUUUCUCUCCGUGCCAGUCCUCAAAGCUGGUCCUCAGGCUGUGGGCAUGUUUAACCCGUGAGAUCUGAGGGGUAGGAGAAUCCCAGUUUCCUCCACCUGGCAAGAAAUGGGCAGAAACUGAAACAUGAAUGAUUCCGGCCAGAAAUCCACAUCAGUGACCCCUACUAGGAUGAGGGUUCUGGAAAACUCGUAGACUCCCUGUCUCUGCAGACUCUCUGGCAACAGAGAGUACAGGCAGGGCCCAGCUGACAGGGGUGGCCGAGAUGACCAUUCGGAGGCUCCCAGGCCACAUGACUGCCCGCCACGGAGGUCUCCUAUCUGCACCAACGUACCCUGCCCUCAGCUCCGAGCAGAGCUGGCGUGGGAGCACAGGACUUCGGAUGCCCUCUGACUCCGACGAUACUCCCGGAAGUAGGGAGUCCUAGGGGGAAGGGGUCAGCAGGAGAGUCUGGGGAGCCUUGUCUCCCCACCCAGCUGUGGGAUAAGGACUGGCUCAUCCUGGGCAGCGGCAUGUGUCUGGGAGUAAGGCACUGUCUGUGUCCUUCAUGGGAGUGGUCUGCAGGUCACGCGGGCUUCCUGGGAGUCCCCCAGACUGUGGCUCGGACACACGGUGUUUGGGUAUGUAUCUACAGCAGCUCGUGCAAUGGGCGUAUGAACUGUUGCAAACUGUGCGCCACAAUAAUAAAUGUGUACUUUAUUGUU